AUGCAUCGUGCCUUGCUGAAAACAGUCAAUUUGAGCACUGUUCCACGUCGUUUUGCCGGUAUGUUGUUGUACUUUCUCUUUGUCUCAACUUUUAGGCCUUUUUUUAACGUUCUUUAUCCCCAUUCUUCAGGUCAUGGGCUGGCGGUUCAUCGAGACUCAGAAGCGAACAGUGCGAAGGUAAAAUUCCAAUUCACGGAGGAAAAUCUGAAGAAAGUAAAAGCUCUGGUUUCGAAUUAUCCGGAAGGACAUGAAGCUGGUGCAUGCAUCCCAGUUUUGGAUCUUGCCCAACGACAACAUGGAUGGCUGCCAAUUACUGCGAUGCAUGAGGUAGCGAGGAUCUUGGGUAAGCUUUUGCAAAUUGCUUCGUUUCAAUUUUUAGGUGUUUAGUUAGGGUUUGACAUCAAUCUUGUUGUAGUAGGUAUUGAGACGAGAAUUUUCGAAAUAUAUCCGAAGAAGAGUAGAAUUUCUUGUUUGUUGUGAUGAACAACUCGUCUCCUAGGAUACUUCAGCUGUUGAUAAACUUUUUUCGGCAUUUUUUUGGCAGAAACGUCGAAAUUUUGAGUUAUAUUAUCCAUGAGGGUACGAAUUUCAGGUAUGCCUCGAAUGCGUGUUUACGAAGUCGCGACCUUUUACACAAUGUUCAACCGAGAACCAGUGGGCAAAUACUUCCUCCAGGUGUGUGCUACGACCCCAUGUAUGCUUCGAGGAGCCGAAUCCAUCACCGAAACCAUCACCAAGAAGCUGGGCAUCAAGCCCGGUCAAACCACCAAGGACGGGCUCUUCACGCUCUCCGAAGUUGAAUGUCUUGGCGCUUGUGUCAACGCUCCAAUGGUUCAAAUCAACGACGAUUAUUACGAGGAUCUGACUCCGGACGAUAUGGUGGAGAUUUUGGAUGAGCUGGCCGCCGGAAAACGACCGAUUCCCGGCCCAAGAAGCGGGCGAUUGGCUGCGGAGCCGUUGACUGGCCUCACUUCGUUGACGGAGCCCCCACCGGGGCCUGGUUUUGGUCUUCAAGCCGGACUUUAG
Bursaphelenchus xylophilus (pine wood nematode) is the source of this 1026-nucleotide messenger RNA. The record is from the annotation of a GenBank genome assembly. NCBI's taxonomy places the organism in Eukaryota, Metazoa, Nematoda, Chromadorea, Rhabditida, Aphelenchoididae.